Messenger RNA from Suillus discolor, 1856 nucleotides. Its product is annotated as MFS general substrate transporter. The transcript is spliced from 14 exons. Gene Ontology annotation, cellular component: fungal-type vacuole membrane. Gene Ontology annotation, molecular function: transmembrane transporter activity. NCBI's taxonomy places the organism in Eukaryota, Fungi, Basidiomycota, Agaricomycetes, Boletales, Suillaceae. The record is from RefSeq and is a predicted model, not a curated record. The coding region runs from base 132 to 1487 and encodes 451 amino acids. Gene Ontology annotation, biological process: transmembrane transport.
CACUUAAUCAGAUCUGGCCAUGGGCAUCGUGUCAACUCAAGUAUGACCGAAGAGAAGCUCUUUUACGAUGUGAAUCAACAUCCUAAAGAACUCACUCACCCUUAGCAGUUCAGUUUCAUCCCCUCCCAACCAUGUCUCCAGUUCCAGAUGGCGGAUUGUCUUUGAACGUUGCUUUGAGCAAGUCCCUGGUGCUCACAAAGAGCGAGAAUUCUAGUGCUGAUGCUGAACUUACUGCUCAUGUCGAAAAGCCCCCACUUCUACCUUCGUUCCCCGAAGGUGGGCUGCAAGCAUGGCUAACAGUACUUGGUGGGUCCAUGAUCCUUUUUUGCACUUUCGGCACAGUGCAGUCAUUUGGCGUAUACCAGGCAUACUACUCUUCGCACUACCUUUCACAAUAUGCCGCGAGUGAUAUUAGCUGGAUUGGCUCCCUGCAGACCUUCUUACUAUUUGCCGGAGGUUUACCCGCCGGAAAGCUGUUUGAUGAAGGGUACUUCCACCACUGCAUAGGAGCGGGGUCGCUCAUUUACCUGUUCUCCAUAUUCAUGCUAUCGCUCGCUAAACCACAUCAAUACUAUCAAAUAUUUUUGGCGCAAGGUAUCGGAAUGGGCAUCGGAAUGGGUCUUCUUUUCCUUCCCGCAAUAUCUGUCACAUCUCAUUACUUCCGCCGGCGACGUGCUGCCGCGAUGGGUGUAGUCUUGGCUGGCUCGUCGCUCGGUGCCGUUAUCUACUCCAUCAUGCUUAAUAAUUUGUUCAACGGCAGUGCUGGGUUUGGGUGGGGUGUGAGGGCAGCUGCUUUCAUCGAUCUGGGGCUCCUUGGAGCCGCAAAUUUGCUCAUGAAAACUCGUUUACCGAGUCGGAGGGAGCGUCCGGGUGCAAAACCAGUUGAUGUCAAAGCAAUACUGUCCGACCUCGGAUACUGGUUGUGUGUCAUUGGUGCCACCUUGACAUUCUGGGGCCUGUUUGUUCCAUUCUUCUACCUCCAAGUCUUUUCAGAGAAACACGGACUUUCGAAGAACAUUGGGUUUUACGCGAUCCCAAUUAUGAACGCUUCUUCACUAUUCGGAAGGACGAUUCCGAACUUUUUGGGCGACGUCAUUGGGCCAUUUAACGUGAUGAUCCCAUGCACUGUCAUAUCCGGAGGGCUACUGUUUCUCAUGUUCGCAGCCACAAACCUUGGUGGUACCAUUGCCUUUGGUAUCUUGUACGGUUUCUUCUCUGGUGGUUUCAUAUCCCUCAUCACUCCCGCUGCUGCAUCAUUUUCGAGAGACCUCAAUGAAAUUGGCACUCGCAUAGGCAUAACUUCCUUCGUCAUUGCCUUUGCACUCCUCACAGGUAAUCCCAUCGCCGGUGCACUGGUGCAAGUCAACGGCUCUUACAUCUGGUACCGACCACUUGUAUUUGCUUCUGUCGUUGUACUGGCAGGUGCCGCCUGUCUAACUGCUGCUCGAUCCAUUCUGUCCGAGCGCAAGAACACCAACAGAUUAUGAUAACGAUUCACACGCGAGCUCCCACGACACACGUCCGGCGAUUCAUUGUACAACAUUCGAGAACGAUUUUGACGACCAGACCACCUGACCUGUACCAUACGCGCCGCCAAGACCGGGGUGGCAAUGACUUUAACGAGCCUUCUCAAGUUCUUGUCUAUAAUUUCCACGGCCGUAAUCAUAUCCGUUAAGAAGUAGAUAGAAGGGUGAUACUACAGGGUUAGCAAAUUUCAUUGUCCCGUUAUCACAUCUUGUCCUUCUCAUCUUCAUGUAUAUCGAGCCUUUUAAUUCCAUGCCCCGUCAGCGUAGUCUCCAAUAUGCUCACUCAGAGAACGUUAUACCUGAUCGCGAUUACGUUCGAAGCGAAAUACA